Molecule: messenger RNA, 1290 nt
Organism: Propithecus coquereli (Coquerel's sifaka)
Lineage: Eukaryota; Metazoa; Chordata; Mammalia; Primates; Indriidae
Gene: GALNTL5
Product: polypeptide N-acetylgalactosaminyltransferase-like 5
Exons: 8
Coding region: 1-1251 (416 amino acids)
Biological process (GO): spermatid development
Cellular component (GO): Golgi apparatus
Source: RefSeq, a predicted model, not a curated record
AUGCACUAUAACCAUGUGAGCAACCCACAGAAGAGAAGCCAAGAGCCUGUAUCAGCUUGGUCCCUUGAACAAAAUGUGCAGCAAAAAAUUAUCCAUGACUCAGAGCAAAUAUCAAAACCACAUGUAACAGUCAAAGAUGAGCCUGAAAAACUGCGACCGUUUGCUGUGUUAGAUAAGGAUUUUAACUAUACGGACCCAGAAUUUCUUGAUGGAUUUUCAAAAUAUGGAUUUAAUACCAUUAUCAGUAGAAGUGUGGGCUUUGAGAGAGAUGUACCAGAUACCAGGCAUAAAAUGUGUCUUCAAAAGCAUUACUCAGUCCAUCUGCCUACUGCCAGUGUCAUCAUCUGCUUCCAUAAUGAAGAAUUUAAUGCCUUGCUUCGGACAUUAUCCAGUGUUGUGAAUCUCACUCCACACAAUUUCCUUGAAGAAAUUAUUUUGGUAGAUGACAUGAGUGAAUUUGAUGAUUUGAAAGAAAAACUAGACUAUCACUUGGAAAUUUUUCGAGGAAAAGUUAAAUUAAUAAGAAACAAAGAGAGAGAGGGGCUGAUUCGAGCAAGGCUGAUUGGAGCAUCUCGUGCAUCAGGGGAUGUCCUGGUGUUCCUGGACAGCCACUGUGAGGUGAACAGAGGCUGGCUGGAGCCCUUGCUAUACGCCAUCACCAAGGACCCCAAAAUGGUGGUGUGCCCUCUGAUAGAUGUCAUUGAUGAGACAACCCUGGAAUAUAAGCCCUCUCCUGUUGUAAGGGGAGCCUUUGACUGGAAUCUACAAUUUAAAUGGGAUAAUGUUUUCUCUUAUGAGAUGGAUGGACCAGAUGGACCUAUUAAACCAAUCCGGUCACCUGUAAUGGCUGGAGGAAUUUUUGCUAUAUACAGGCAUUAUUUCAAUGAAAUUGGACAGUACGACAAGGGCAUGGAUCUUUGGGGAGGAGAAAAUUUGGAACUUUCACUAAGGAUCUGGAUGUGUGGUGGCCAGCUCUUUACAAUCCCCUGCUCUCGAGUAGGACAUAUCAGUAAGAAAGACUCCAAAAACCAUGAAAUCUCGAAAGCGGUGACACGUAACUAUCUAAGACUGGUGCAUGUUUGGCUGGAUGAGUACAAGGAGCAGUUUUUUCUUCGAAGACCAAGUCUAAAAUUCACUACCUAUGGAAACAUUAGCGAGCGUGUUGAACUAAGGAAACGAUUGGGUUGCAAGUCAUUUCAGUGGUAUUUGGAUACUGUCUUCCCAGAGUUGGAGGUAUCUGUGGAUAGCUGAUGAAAGGAAAACAAAUCCUUUUCAUUAAUAGAGGGUUAA